AUGUCUAAACACUUCUGGGAGCGCUUGCGAAGUGCCAAUUCUUCUAUAAGCACAAACACCACAAUCCCGCUUACCUUUGCGUCCUCUCUCGGUCAAAAUGGCGUCCGGAGCUCGACAAGUGAUGCCGAUUUUGAAAAAUCUCUCCAUCUCAGUGUUGCACUGGCUGGGAUGGUCGUUCGUUUGAUAAUCCAGGUCCACAUCAAAAAGAACGGUUAUGCACUGAGCUGGCGGUGGCUUCAUUCAUCGGAUUUUAUGGUUUGGGUCGCGAUGGGUGUUGUUAUGGUAUUCUGGACCACAUUUGAGUUUUUAUCGGCCUGGCUUUUCGAAGAUACCGUGCAUGCUUGCAUUCGCCGUUGUAAAGAUCCUUGUCCUGAAAAAACAGCGGCUAAUUCUUGCAUUGAAGCUUGCGCUAAUCCAUGUCCUCGCAAACGACGAGUGUUGCCAUACUUUGCGCGCCUAGUUUUCGUGCCCUGGUUCUUGAUCGCUGCAUUUACAUGGUGGGCCCUGAGUUACCUACUCUACCAUUUCUUUUUCUCAUCCAGCUGGAGAGACGAUAGAAGACCCUUAUCUUCACUCGAUCCGGGCUAUAAAGUAUACUCAUACCUGUUUGCCCUGAAUCCAAGGUCGUACUCACCUACCCGAGGGGAAGCUCGAAUUUCGAUUCAAGCUCUUCGCCUACUUACAAUAGCAGUCAAUUUUAUGAUUAUCUUCACAGCCAUCGGUGCUUUCAUUGACGAAUUGUACACAGCUUCGGCGACGCAGAUUGCCGCACUGAUAGUAUCUUUCCAUGCGGGGCCGCGUCAUUACUUCGAUGCAGAAAAGCCUCACAAGUCCAGACUCGAUGAUAUACGGAUACCACUAUCUGGACACAUUGACCAGUGUUUGAUUUACAUCCUACAUUCAAGAUGUUCAAACUUCGAUGUAAAACAUUUGGUGAGACUCGAAAGUGAACACAACGCCGUCGAUACCUACCGCUUAAAAAUGGAGGAAUUGGAAGUUGACACAUCCAAGUUCAAUCUGAAAGAAUGA
Molecule: messenger RNA, 1029 nt
Organism: Penicillium cosmopolitanum
Lineage: Eukaryota; Fungi; Ascomycota; Eurotiomycetes; Eurotiales; Aspergillaceae
Exons: 1
Coding region: 1-1029 (342 amino acids)
Source: RefSeq, a predicted model, not a curated record